Messenger RNA from Hippopotamus amphibius kiboko, 3346 nucleotides. It is a transcript of the gene C2H8orf58, whose product is annotated as chromosome 2 C8orf58 homolog. Bases 340 to 1461 code for a protein of 373 amino acids. The record is from RefSeq and is a predicted model, not a curated record. The transcript has 9 exons. NCBI's taxonomy places the organism in Eukaryota, Metazoa, Chordata, Mammalia, Artiodactyla, Hippopotamidae.
CCAGGCAGGGGUUCCCCGCUCCUCGGGCGGGGCCGGCCGUGCGAGCCCAGCCGUGCGAGCCCGCCCGGGGCCCGAAGGGCAGCAGAUCGGGGCGCGCCCCCCGCCGGCACUUGGUGGGGGGCAGGCCCCGCCCUCGCGGCCCCUCUGCGCGCGUCCGCACACCUGCGCGCCACACCCCCGGUCCCGCCCCUCCCCCACCCCUGCUGGGAGUGUCCGGGGGCCUCGCCCAGCCAGGUCCCGACGCGCAGCCGACUGCGGCGCGGGGACGCCUGCCGGCAUCGCUCGCUCCGGCUGCGGCGGCCACGGCUGGAGCGCCGCGUCGGGGCCGGGAUUGGGGCCAUGCUGGGCCGGCGGCGCGUCUUCGCCGUGCAGCCGCUGGGCGGCCGGGAUGGGGCAGGCGAGGACCUGACACGUGGUUGUGUAGUGCCUGGAGUCACCAGCACUUACAGACGGAUCCCGGAUGCUGCUCCAGGGUGCUCGGCAGACUCCUGGAGGGAGAAUGGCAGGCUGAGGGGUCCCGGGAGGCAGGCGCCGCUUCUCAAACUGGCCUCCCAGGACUCAGGAGUGGAGAUGGCGGUUGGGGACAACUCCCCAGCCAGCUCACUGGGCCUUUCUCAAGACUCUCUGAACUGUGAGCCCGUGGGGAGCGCUGAGCCCCCGGCCCUUGGUGCUGUGGGGCCUCCUGCCCACCUGAGCCGGCUUCUAGCCAGCCGCAAGCUGGAGCAGGUGCUGAAGCGGUCUCGCCAGCUCCCGACGUCCCCUGCCAGCUUGUCACAACACUACCGCUCCCCGAAGCUGCCAAGCAAGCCUGAGUGUGAAAUGCCCCUUUUUGGAGCAGGGGCACAGGAGGCCACCGAGGCAGAGCGUGACCUAGAAGCAGGCCUGGAAGAAGCAGAGGUGGUGGGGGGCUUGGGGCCUGAAGCUUGGGCCUGCCUCCCAGGGCAGGGUCUUCGCUACCUGGAACACCUGUGCCUGGUGCUGGAGCAGAUGGCGAGGCUGCAGCAGCUCUGCCUGCAGCUGCAGACUCAGAGGGCCCCUGGGGACCCGGAAGAGGAGGAGGAGACGGCCCUGGCGCCUUCACCUCCACCCUUUCACACCCCAGGCAGUGAGGUACCUGGGCCGUGGGAGCGACUCAGCCAGACAGAGGAGACAGGAGCAAAAACAGCUUCACCCCCGAAGGUAGGGGUGCCCAGCACCAGGCCUUCCAGGAUGUCAGAGGCCCUGGCAGAGCCAGCUCACACCUUUCCAUCCUCCCAGGGUCACAAGGUCAAGGUCCUGCUCAACCGGAUCCGGUGGAGGAGCUCUCGACUUGCUGAACCUGCUGCCCCUCCUGAUGGCCCUGCCCCCAGGAUUGCAUCAAGGGACCUCCCCGAAAGGCCUCCAAGCCAUUCCCUCCGAAAGACCUUUAUGCCAUCAUUAGUGGUUAAGAAGCAACGAGCAAAAAACCUCUCUGUAUGCUGAGACUUCCUGUUACAGGUUGUGACCCCGGUUGAGGGGAGUGCAGUGAAAUCUUCUUGCUUGCCCUCUGCCCUGCUGCUGCUUUUGGGCACUGCCAGGAAAAGCUGUUGACACUCAGCCUUCCCUCUGAGGCGAGGUCUGAGUCUUUCUCCUCUGAGCAGCCGAGGAGCCCUGGGUCCCUGAGAGGCCCCAGGGUGCAGCAGCUCUCGGGCUCCUCACUGGUUGCCAGAAAUCCCUGGGCUUAGGCGAUGUGAACUUACUGAUUCAUCUGGCCUCCAUGGAGUGUGUUUGGCAUGGUGUUCUGUCAGGGCCCAGCGUGUUGCUGGGGACUGUGGGACUGUCAGUGUUGUGAACUGGCUGGAUCCAACCAUCUCUCUGGAAUCAUGCACUCAAAGAGCUGGUCUUCAGGGUGAGGUAACUGCAGAACGAUGGACCUGACUUUCACUCCUGAGCGGGCACGGGAUCUGGAGUCUUGCUUUCCUCCUCAUACUUGCAUCGGCAGCCCCAGGACAGAGAAGGGUGCUCUCUUGACUGCCUCCGUGUUGAAUCUUGCCUGAAGACUGCACCAGGGAUGGGAGGGUCAAGGACAGCAUGGGGAACAGCAGAGUUAUCUUCAAGGUCUGUUCUCAGCUGCUUUCCUCCUUACUAGCCUUUGCCCAUCACAGCUGAAACCAGAGGCCCAUACUAGCUUAUAGACCUUGACAAAAUCCCUUAACUUUUCUGAGCCAUAGCUUCCCACUUAAUCUCCCAGAUGGUAAUAAUGGUGCCUGCCCUACUGACCUCACAGGCUUGUUCUGCAGAUAAAAUGAGAUUAAACUGUCUCAAAGUGCUUGGUGAAUGUUAAAUGAAUAGGAAAGGGUGUUAGAGGGUGGCUAGACUGGAGGGUGAUGGGAAGGUCAGAGGGUAAGGGGAAACUGGGAUUGCUAAUGGGGACUAAAAUGGCCAGUGAAUAGUGGCAAGACUUUGAGCAAGUCAUUUCAUUGAAGUCUCUCAGGUUUCAUAUCUGAGAAUUAGGAUACUAAUUCCUUUUUUAAAAAAGAUAUUUAUUGACUACCUACUAUGUGUGCCAAGCAUUUUUUAAAAAAUUAUUUAUUUAUUUGGUUGCACCAGGUUUUAGUUGCAGCAGGCAGGCUCCUUAGUUGCGGCUUGCCGGCUCCUUAAUUGUGGCAUGUGAACUCUUAGGUGCGGCAUGCAUGUAGGAUCUAGUUCCCUGACCAGGAAUUGGACCCGGGCCCCCUACAUUUGGAGCAUGGAGUUUUAACCACUGUGCCACCAGGGAAGUCCCAGGGCACUAAUUCCUGACCUGCUUAUCCCCCCAAGGGUUGAUGUGAGGACUAAAGGAAAUGACUGUGAGAAUUCUUUGUAAAUGUAUACCUAAAUAUUGUGAAGGUUGAUCUUACUGUAUAGCCUGUUAGGUUCCUAGCUCUUUGUUAAUAGAGAAAGGGGAAAAGUUUAGUCUACUGCAGGUACCCAGAGGAUGGGAGGUGUGCAUGUGACAGUGCCUCAGUGGAAGGGUAGGGCUAGGGAUGGGGUUGAGUCGGACGCAGGAAUGUCUCCUAGAAAUGGCCACCGAUCAUACAUCCUCCUCCUCCAGUAUAGAGGAGAUCAGCUGGUUCUCCUCCUCCUCCUCCUCCAGUCAGCUGGUUCUCUUGCUGCUGCGGUCUUGAGGUCUGCCAGAAUGAGGCAUAGGUGCUCCCUUACGUUUGGUGGUCCAGCACCAGCUGUCUUUUCAACAGGAACCAAUUCUCUGAAGCCUGCUUUUCUAAUGGGACACAUUUUUCCCCAAGACUCUGAAAGAGGACAGCACUUCCAAUGUCCCAGUUUAAGCGCCAGCGGAUCAACCCACUUCCAGGGGGACGCAACUUCUCAGGCGCCGCUUCAACAUCUC